AAGGUGAAUGUAGUAGUCUUGGAACACCAGAAAUUCAGAUCAGAUCACAUCACUGCACUGCAUAGAUUUAAACACGGAAUGAGAAAUCAAAUCUAAAAAGCUCUUGAAAUUACUUUUGAGUAGCUGAAUCGUGAUCUAAGUCAAGAUAUACAAUGUGGAUGAGUUUCUACUUUGCUGUUUUAGCUGUUCUACUUAUUCAAACUCAUGCUCAACCAGGAUUCAUCAGCAUAGAUUGCGGAGCUCAAGCAGGUGUCAACUAUACUGAUUCAACAUAUGGCAUAAAUUACGUUUCGGAUGCAGAUUUCAUAAAUACCGGUGUGAGUCAGACAAUAGCAUCUGAAGAGAUCAGCAGAGAAAGUCGACGACAACUGUGGAGGCUGAGAAGCUUCCCGGAAGGAAAAAGGAACUGCUACAAAAUAAACGUCACAAGAGGCUCUAAGUAUUUCAUCCGCACUACUUUUCUGUACGGAAAUUAUGAUGGCCGAAAUAUGUUACCAGAGUUUGAUCUUCUUCUCGGACCUAACCGCUGGGAUACAGUCACUAUAUACAAUGCAACCAGCAUCAGACACAAGGAGAUCGUACAUGUAACUUCAAUGGAUUAUGUGCAAAUCUGUCUGGUUGACACAGGCAAUGGCACACCAUUUAUAACAGCCAUAGAAUUCAGGACUUUGAAUAAUGAUGCAUACGUCACUCAAUUCGGAUCACUGGAACUUUACAAUUACCUGCGCUGCGAUUUGGGUUCAAACACAAUCAACAGGUACCCCGUUGAUGUUUAUGAUCGUUACUGGUAUAGUCGUUCUUCCUGGAACGACUGUAACUUUGGCGAAAAUUGGAAACCACUAAAUGCCUCCAUUCCCGAUGAUUCUUUAAAUGAGAAUGAUUACAAGCCGGGAGCAACUAUCAUGAGCACCGCAGUUGAACCACAAAAUGAUAGUGCUCCGUUGGUAAUAAGCUGGAAGCCACAACUUGAAACUGAUGAAUUCUAUGUGUACAUGCACUUCACGGAAAUUCAAGUGUUAACCACCAAUCAGACAAGACAUUUCAACUUCAUGCUGAACGAUGAAUCAUGGUAUGAAAAUUUUUCUCCCCGCUACCAUGGUAUGAAUACUAUAUAUUCGACGUUAGCCAUCAGUGGGAAAGAAAUUAAAUUUUCCCUCGAGAGGACUGAAAAUUCAACCCUCCCUCCCAUCAUCAGUGCCAUUGAAAUUUACAGAGUAAUAGACUUACAGAAACCAGAAACACUCCAAGGAGAUGUUGAAGCGAUUACAAGAAUCAAGUCAGUUUAUGGAGUGAAAAGGGAUUGGGAAGGUGAUCCAUGCGCCCCUGCAGCCUACCUGUGGGAUGGUCUCAACUGUACUUAUCUCGGCAAUGAGUUUCCAAGAAUCACAGCUGUGAAUUUAUCGUCAAGUGGAUUGUCAGGAAAGAUUGACCCUUCCAUCUCAAACCUCACCAUGUUGGAGAAGCUGGAUUUAUCUAACAAUAGCUUAAAUGGUGAAGUUCCUGAUUUUCUGUCUCAAUUACAACACUUGAAGAUCUUAAACUUGGAGAAGAAUGACCUCUCCGGUUCAAUUCCCUCUGCACUUGUUGAAAAAUCACGCCAAGGUUCUCUCUCACUAAGUGUGGGUCAAAAUCCAUAUCUAUGUGAAUCUGGUCAAUGCAACGAGAAGGAAAAGAAAAAUACUGUCAUACCCAUAGUAGCAUCAAUAUGUGGGGUUCUAAUUCUUCUAAUAGCCGUUGCUAUAUUGUGGAUCCUUAAAAGUCAAAAAUCAAAAGUUGAAAAAUUUACAGAUUCGGUGGCAGUAAAUCAUCAGAGUGAGAUUUCACAGCAAUUCACAGAAAAGGAUAAUUCGUUCCAGCAACGCAAAAGUCAAAUGUAUUCAUACUAUGAUGUCCUUCAAAUCACUAACAAUUUCAAAAGAAUUAUUGGUAAAGGAGGAUUUGGAACAGUUUACCUGGGCUUUAUCGAUGACACUCCAGUUGCAGUGAAAAUGCUUUCCCCAUCAGCAGUUCAUGGUUAUCAACAAUUUCAAGCAGAGGUUAAACUUCUACUCAGAGUUCAUCACAAAAAUUUGACAUCCCUUAUUGGUUACUGUAACGAAGGAACCAAUAAGGGUCUCAUAUAUGAGUACAUGGCUAAAGGGAACUUACGAGAACAUCUCUCAGGUAAACACAGAGAAUCACCAUUCUUGAGCUGGAAGGACAGACUUGGUGUUGCACUGGAUGCAGCCUUAGGAUUGGAAUAUCUGCAAAAUGGUUGCAAGCCUCCUAUAAUCCACAGAGAUGUGAAAUCUGCAAACAUCUUGUUGGACGAACACUUCCAAGCAAAGUUAUCUGAUUUCGGUCUAUCCAAAGUUGUCCCAGAUGAUGGGGGGUCUUAUGUGUCAACUGUUGUUGCUGGCAGUUUCGGUUAUCUGGACCCUCACUACCACUAUUCCAAUAGAUUAACUCAGAAAAGUGAUGUUUACAGCUUUGGAGUUGUUCUCUUGGAAAUAAUCACAAAUCAACCAGUAAUGGUAGGGAAUGAAGAAAAGGGUCACAUAAGUGAUCGAGUUAGCUCCAUGAUAUCAAGAGGGGAUAUCAGGGCCAUAGUUGACUCAAGCUUAGAAGGAAAUUUUGACAUAAACUCGGCAUGGAAAGCCGUAGAAAUAGCAAUGGCUUGUGUUUCUCCAAAUCCCAACGAAAGGCCAAUGAUGAGUGUGGUAGUGAUUGAACUACAGGAGGCUUUAGCAACCGAAUUAGCUGAUCCCAGGUGUUCUGUUGCACCGGUCAGCGUGAAAGUAGACACCGAAUAUAAGCCCUUAGCUAGGUAAAUGCUUGCUCAACGUAAGAAUAAUAGAAUAACUUUGUAACAAGUGAAAGUGAUGUUGUACAAGAAGUGUGUCAUUGGGUGAUUUAGUUUGAUUAGUUUUCUGAAUCUUAGUUGUUUGGGAGUGGUGAUAGUAGUAAUGUAGAAUGCGUAUUAUAGUAUACAAAUAAACAAUGAGAAUUGAGUAAAUGAAAUUGAAAAGCAGUGUUAUUAUCAUUUUUUGUUGGAAUAAAUUUUUAGAACAAUCUAUCUUAUUUUGCCCUCUUAUAUGCAAAGUGAACCACAACAACGAAGAAAUGAACCCAAAUAAUGUAAAAUGGUGAAGUAAAUAAGAAAAAAGAAUCAAUACGUCGAAGAAAAAUGAGUCAAACGAACAAAGAAUAAUGGAGAGUUUGAACAGUACCAAGGAAGAUAAUAUCGGAAAAAAAGUUUACUAUACAUACUCC
Vigna radiata var. radiata (mung bean) is the source of this 3252-nucleotide messenger RNA. Its product is annotated as putative leucine-rich repeat receptor-like protein kinase At2g19210. Lineage: Eukaryota; Viridiplantae; Streptophyta; Magnoliopsida; Fabales; Fabaceae. Gene Ontology annotation, molecular function: protein binding; ATP binding; protein kinase activity. The record is from RefSeq and is a predicted model, not a curated record. Gene Ontology annotation, biological process: protein phosphorylation. The transcript is spliced from 14 exons. Bases 153 to 2810 code for a protein of 885 amino acids.